AUGGAGGGACUGGGAAGGAAACAGAAAAAUGAACACAGAGGAUUUCUUGCCCAGCCUAAUAUCAUUGUGGGAGAUCUGUUGAGGAGAAUUGUUUCCGGCAACGAUUUAUCUCGAAAAGUCGUCGUUGACGAGCAGGUGCAAGAUUCCGACGACGUUGAGCUGAGCCUGGGGUUAUCGUUGAAUGGUCGGUUUGGGGUGGACCCGAAGGCCAAGGCGGGGCUGCAACUCAAACGAUCGUCUUCAGUCUCAGACUUCUCGCCUGCGGCGAGGACUCCGGUGAGAGAGGAGGAGGCAACGACGUUUCAUGUACCCCGACCAUGUAUGGUGCCUCUGAUGAGGACUUGCUCGCUUCCGAUGGAGACAGAGGAUGAGCGAAGGAAGAGGAAGGAGCUGCAAAGCUUGAGGAGAAUGGAGGGGAAGCGGAAGUGA
This is a messenger RNA of Rosa chinensis, 429 nucleotides long. Its product is annotated as ninja-family protein AFP3-like. Lineage: Eukaryota; Viridiplantae; Streptophyta; Magnoliopsida; Rosales; Rosaceae. The record is from RefSeq and is a predicted model, not a curated record. Gene Ontology annotation, cellular component: nucleus. The transcript has 2 exons. Gene Ontology annotation, biological process: signal transduction; negative regulation of DNA-templated transcription. Bases 1 to 429 code for a protein of 142 amino acids.